CCAUGUGCGAUCGGCGCACCACCGCGGAGAUCGCGCGGCUGGCCGACCGUCGGCCAGACCCGCCUCGCCGUCCGCAGCGCGGCGGCGAGAUUUCCAGCGACUCGGACGACGCGCCCGCCGCCCGCGGCGAUCUGAUCUGCGACUCGAUGUACCUGCUCCCAUUCUCGAACCGGCUUCCGACGAACGUCGCAACACAGCCGGUGCCGCUCCCGACGCCUGCGACGCGGGGCGCCGCCGACACCGACGGCGGCGACGCCGACGGCGCCGGCGAGAGCGACGGGUGCGGCCUGCUCGAGCAGGCGCUGCAGCUGCUGCGGGAGGUGCACGCGCACGUCUGCACGCGGCACACGGGGCGGAUCGACUGGCACGCGAUUGCAGCCUCGCUCAACGAACACCGCGCGUGCGCCGCUUGCGCCGCCGGCGCCGCAGCGGGCGGCCAGGCGCCGCAGCGAAAGCUGCCGCCGCCUCUAUGCGCUGCGGCGGUCCGGCGGCUGUGGCGGGCGGUGGCGUAUUCGCGCACCGAGGAGGAAGUCGGCGAUGCACCGGAGACGUCAGACUCGCACCGCGUCGCCCGCUCUGCGCUGCUGGCGCGGAUCGGCGGCGCGGUGGCGUCGCACGCCGCAGGCGAGAGCGACGACGCGUCCGACAUCGAGGGCUACCUCCUGUCGGAGCGGCAGCGCCAGUCGCUCACGCAGCAGUCCGUUGUCGACGACCUCGCCGCGCGCCGCAAGGGCACCCCUCGCCUCGUUGGGAGCGCCUUCCCGCCGCCGCCCGGGCUGCUGCCGCCGCCGCCGCCCGCGGACGGGUCCGGCCCACUCGACCUCGGCCUAGGGCCGCCGCGGAAGAAGCCUGCCGACCCGGAAACGAAACACGGGCGGCACGUGUUUCUUCUUAGGCUUGGGGCCGCCGCGGAAGAAGCUCGCCCCCCUGAAAAAAGAAACACGGGCGGCACGUGUUUGUUUUAG
Molecule: messenger RNA, 965 nt
Organism: Emiliania huxleyi CCMP1516
Lineage: Eukaryota; Haptophyta; Isochrysidales; Noelaerhabdaceae
Exons: 3
Source: RefSeq, a predicted model, not a curated record